Molecule: messenger RNA, 462 nt
Organism: Exophiala spinifera
Lineage: Eukaryota; Fungi; Ascomycota; Eurotiomycetes; Chaetothyriales; Herpotrichiellaceae
Exons: 2
Coding region: 1-462 (153 amino acids)
Source: RefSeq, a predicted model, not a curated record
AUGGCAAAAGGCCUGUCACGGGCGCUGCUCCUUUCGAUCAUUGGGUCAAAGGCGUUAUGGCAGGCGCCAUUCGAGACGAAGCAGCCCUCUUUGAACCCUGAGAGGAAUGGCGAGCUCACCAACGACAUCGCAGACGCGUACGGCAUGUCCAGCAACCCCCCAGUCGAGAAAUACCUGAAAGGCCUCAUAGCCAGGGCCACGGACGGCGCCUUUAGAAGCUUGCCGUACAUUUUCGCGGAGGCCUCGUCGAAAAAUUCCACGCCCGUCAGCGUCUAUAGAUUCAAGCAGGUCGACACGUUCGAUGUGAGCCCGCAGAAAGGCCACGCUUGUCACGCCAUUGACAACUCAUUCUUCUGCCGUUUCCACGCCGUGGCUGGCCCCAACGCGGACCCUGAUGUCCGCGUGACAGCGGAUCGGCUCUCACAGUCCAUCUUAGAUCUCGCCUAUGGAACGCAGCCCUAA